Molecule: messenger RNA, 2802 nt
Organism: Penicillium cinerascens
Lineage: Eukaryota; Fungi; Ascomycota; Eurotiomycetes; Eurotiales; Aspergillaceae
Product: putative kinesin family protein (KlpA)
Exons: 4
Coding region: 1-2784 (927 amino acids)
Biological process (GO): microtubule-based movement
Molecular function (GO): microtubule motor activity; ATP binding; microtubule binding
Source: RefSeq, a predicted model, not a curated record
AUGGAGGACGAGAACUUGACUCAAGCCCGUGCGUCCACUCGAUCGCGCAUCCCGUAUCCUGGCCUGCGCGAGAUGAACCCGGCGACGACCAAUUCUCGGUCGGGUAUUCUGCCACCGGGUUCCAUCGCCAACAAGGGCAGCGUGUCACGUACGAACCACCGCUCAAACGUUAUAACGAAAGGUUUACUGAUGACACUCGCAGCCACUCGUCCCAAGUCUACCAUUCCUCCCGAACCGAAGAAAUCAGCAUCCGUUUCCCGCUCAGGGGCCGGCGCAACCAAGGCGCACACCCGCGGCAACUCAUUGGCUUCGUCCACCACAUCCCGAAUCGGCUCGACAACCUCUCGCUCGAUCAAUGGCAAUUUUUCUAAUACUAUGGGCUAUAACCGCCCAGCGUCCGCUAUGUCUCGUCCCAAUUCGUCCCUGAGUGCUCGCAAACCCAAUGGCGCCGCCGUCCCGCGCCCCGCCACCUCGUUAGAUACCCAUGCCGAAGAUGGAGCCAGUGUACUCGGAAAACGAAAGGGUAUGCAACCAUUUCCUUCUUCUCCUAGUCGCUCCUUUUCUUGCCCUGUUGGAGAUCCUAAGGAACCGCACCGAAGCGCCACUUGGAGUGAAGCACGUCAGCGGGUGCCGAAAGAAGCCCCUGGUAGAUAUGCAGAUCUAUCAUAUAGCGCUUUUCGGAGUGAUAACCCAGGAUCCAAGACCAACCCAUGCUUCCCGAACCCCAAGAAUUUGGACUCCAAAGCACCUACCCCAGCGAGACCGGUGCGGCAAACAAGGGUUCCCAUUCCCAGCCCAACCAGGUCUUGCAGAACACCCUCCUACUCACCAGGUCCAACACCCAAGAAGCCCCCAGUCCCUCUAUUUCUUUCCAAAAACUCUACGAUUAAGAUUUUUGACCAUCCCACAGGUGCCGAGUGGAACCAAGAGCGCAAGGAAAUGGACAUGGAAAACAUGCUGAACCAAUUCAUGGCAAAAAUAAAUGAGCAAGGCCAGCAAAGCUCUGGUCUGAAAGACAGUGUUGAGCUCUACAAGUCGAGAAUUAACGAGCUGGAAAGCUCUCGCGACAAAUUGACCGAAGCCAAUGUGUCUCUCCGCUACGAGACAGAUGCAUUGAAGAACCAACUGGCUGCUGCAGAGGCUGCAUUGAAAGAUGCUAGACGCGAACAAGAAAUUGCCAUGGACGACCUCGACCGGCGUCAGCGCAUUGAGAUGGAAACUAUCAAUCAGGAAAGCAAAAGUGCGAUUGAAAUCCUCAAAGCUCGUCACCAAGAUGAGAUGCAACAGCUGAGGCGCAAGUUUGAGCGCGAAAUUGAAGAUGAGAAAGCCGCUCGCGUCCGGGAGCUUGGGCAGCUUACUUCAAAGUCGGCCCUGGACAUCCAAAAGUCCGAGAUCGAAUUGGAAAAGAAAAAUCGCGAAAUAACCAUGAUGAACAAUCAGCUUGCAUCCCUCAAGUCCGACUUGGAGCGCGAGCGAAGGUCCACCCACGACCUUCGACAGAAUCUUGAUACCGUUGGUAGCAACAGUGUGACAUUGGAGUCGACCAUCCGAGCCCUCAAGGCUCGAAUUGAGUUUCUCGAGGGUGGAAGAGAGGAACAGUCUCAGGCCUUUGAACGCUGCAACCAGGAGAUGAUGGAUGCACUGGCCGAGACCGAGGCCACCAAGGAAAAACUACGGAGGGAAGAGACUCUGCGUCGCAAGCUUCACAACCAAGUUCAAGAAUUGAAGGGAAAUAUUCGGGUUUUCUGUCGUGUUCGUCCGUCUCUCAAGAGCGAGCCAGCGUCUGAUAUUGCCCCGAUGCAGUAUCCUGACGAGCUCGAUGACGCCAAGGAGAUCAAUGUCAUGGGCCCAGAGGAGAAGAGCAGCCUCGGAAGCGUCAGUCGCAAGAGUAAUACCUUCUCUUUCGAUCGAGUAUUUGGCCCUUCCGCCAAGAACAGUGAUGUCUUUGAAGAAAUUAGCCAGCUGGUCCAGAGCGCGUUGGAUGGCUAUAAUGUGUGCAUCUUUUGCUACGGUCAGACUGGCAGUGGUAAGACACAUACCAUGUCUUCCCAAGAUGGUAUGAUCCCUCUUGCUGUGCACCAGAUUUACGAGUCUGCUCAAAGCCUGGAAGAGAAGGGCUGGCGGUACAAGAUGGCGGGAAACUUCGUCGAGGUCUACAAUGAGAACCUGAACGACCUGCUAGGCAACCCCGAUGAACUAGACAAGAAGAAGCAUGAGAUUCGCCACGACAUGCAACGUGGCAAGACCACCAUCACCGACAUCAACACCGUCGACCUAGACUCCCCGGAGAUGGUCGAGUCUAUCCUUAAAAACGCGGCCGCUAACCGUUCUGUGGCUGCCACCAAGGCUAACGAGCGCUCCUCGCGGUCUCACUCCGUCUUUAUCCUCAAGCUGACCGGCGAGAACCACAUCACCGGCGAGCGCAGUGAAGGCACCCUCAACCUGGUUGAUCUUGCUGGAAGUGAGCGUCUGAGCCACAGUGGGGCGACUGGUGAGCGUCUCAAAGAAACCCAGAACAUCAACCGCAGUCUCAGCUCCCUCGGUGAUGUGAUUGCUGCCCUCGGUCAGGGCAAGGAGGGUGGCCACAUCCCGUACCGAAACAGCAAGCUUACCUACCUCCUCCAAUUCUCGCUGGGCGGCAACUCCAAGACCCUGAUGUUUGUCAUGGUCAGCCCACUUCAGGCACACCUGUCCGAGACCUUGACCAGCUUGAAGUUUGCCACGAAGGUGCACAACACCCACAUCGGCACUGCUAAGCGACAGGCGCGCGUUCGCGACACUUGAAUAUGAUGAUACCUCUCU